AUGACCUCUUUCGAUUUAAAUUCUAUUUCUUCUGCUCUCAACGAUCCUGGCAGAACAAUCAGCGGUGUAGAUUUUUCAGGACGCUCUCUAAAGUUGGAUACCGCUGAAGAUGCUAAACCAAUUGUUGAUGCAAUCAAUGCAUGUCCUGACCUUCAGUUCCUUACACUCACUGGUAAUACUUUGGGGGUUGAAGCUGCUAAAGCUAUUGCAAAGGCCUUAGAAACCCACCCUGAAUUGAGAACGGCUAGAUUUUCUGAUAUGUUUACUGGUCGUAUGAAGACAGAGAUUCCACCUGCUUUGAGUGCUCUUGGAGAUGGAAUGAUUCAGGCGGGAGCUCGUCUGAAUUCAUUGGACCUAAGUGACAAUGCCUUUGGACCCAUUGGUGUAGAGGGCCUUGCUAAAUUACUACAAAGUGAUGUUUGUUCACAACUACAGGAACUUCGUCUGAACAACAAUGGUUUAGGUAUCACAGGAGGACGGUUACUGGCCAAGGCAUUGUCUGCAAGUCCAAAGAAGUUAAAGAUAUUUAUAGCUGGAAGGAACAGACUAGAGAAUGAUGGAGCGAUCGCGCUAGCUGGUGUAUUUCAGAAUAUGGGUACUCUUGAAGAGCUAGCGAUGCCCCAAAAUGGUAUUUACCAUCCUGGUAUUACUGCUCUUUCCAAGGCUUUUACACAGAACCCAAGCCUUUCUUGCCUAAAUCUGAAUGACAACACUAUUGGACCUAAAGGGGCAGUUGCCAUUGCUACAGCGCUGCCUAGUUUGAAAAAUCUUAAAUCCAUCAACUUCGGUGAUUGUUUACUCAAAAGUAAAGGAGCCUGUGCACUGGCCAAUGGACUUAAGGACAACUUGGUACCACUAGAGUCACUCGACUUGAGUCACAAUGAAAUAGGCAGUGCGGCGUGUAUGGAGGUGGUGGAUGCGUUAAGUGCAUUACCAGACUGUGUUGACCGUCUUAGCAGAGUGGUUUUAGCAGGCAACAGCUUGGGCGGUGCGACUAAUAAAAAGAAUAUAAAAGACAAGCUUGGCCCUUCUGCUGAACUCAGUGAUGGAGAAGGCAGCGAGGAUGAAUUUGUAUCUGACUCAGAAGAGGAAGAAUCACAGGAAUCCGAGGCCGAAGAGAAUUCAGAAGACAGUGCAACAGAAGAUGCACAGCAUAUGGACACUGUGCUCGACAUGGGGAAGGAGAUUGUACUGGACACAUCUGGAGUGGAAGAAAUCGAUUCGGACGUCGGCAAAUUCAUCCAAGAACCGACUGUUGAGAACUUAACCAGACUAGGACCAAACGCUGCACACGUUAUUGACACACAUUUUCAGUCAAUACAUGACCAAGAAAGUCUCAUCCAAGCAUAUGUGGAAGCUCUUUGCUGUGUCUCCGGGCUUUCCCAGCAAAGUUCAGUAGCGGGAGACGUUGCAAGGGAUUUGUACCCAUUGUUGGUUAAGAGAGCCAAACAGCAGUGGGUGUUGACCAACAAUGUACUUGCAGCUUUACAGCUUAUUAAGGCGGAAAACAAAAACUUCAAGGUCCGUUGGAGUAUACCGCCAUGCUUCACAAUAUUGGCGUCACAAAUUGACGCCCAGUACUUCCCAGCAGCUCUUCGAGAUACAUUACGAUUCUUUAUCAGCAGUAAACUGCAGUCACUGCCACCGGAUGUGAAGGCGGCUAUUGAUUUGCACCCGAAUUUACAGUCGUAA
Messenger RNA from Pieris macdunnoughi, 1692 nucleotides. The record is from the annotation of a GenBank genome assembly. NCBI's taxonomy places the organism in Eukaryota, Metazoa, Arthropoda, Insecta, Lepidoptera, Pieridae.